AUGGAUUCAGGAGUUGGAAUGGGAUUGCAGUCGACUGCCAAGAAAAAGCGAAAGUCGGAUGAGAUUGAGGUACGUAGGGAGCAAUUGAAAAGAAGGAGACAAGAAGCCAUGGCGACCUUGGCGUUGAUUGAAAUUGAGGAGAAAAAGUUGAUGGAUUUCACGAACACUGAGAGAGUUAUUGAGACCGAGGCGAAUUUCGAUGAGGAUGAUGAAAGCUGCAAAUCUGAUGAGAAUCCAUUGACUGACUUUGAAGGAGAGUUGCCAGCUUUGGCAGAUGACAUUUAUGAUUUACCGGAUAUCCCGUCUAUUGGGAAUCAAACUAAGACGAGUUGGGAUGAAUCUGGGCAGGACUUUGAUGAUGAGAAUUUACUAGAAGAGACAUCCCGUAGGCAGGACACCGUUGAGAAGAAAUCUGGUACAGAUACGGCAUCUAUUAGCGUAUUUGCAGACAAAAUGGCUCAACUAUUGAGUCGUCAAGGUGAUGACAACAAACUGCCAAAAUUCAAUGGAAACCCUGCCAGCUGGCCACUGUUUUAUUCCAGCUACAUACGUACGACUAAAAGUGGAGGUUAUAAAGGAGAUGAGAAUGUGUUGAGACUACAAAAAUGUCUUGAGGGAGACGCAAGAGAUGCAGUUAUUUCUCUCCUCGCCAGACCUGACAAGGCGGACAAAAUUAUUGAGAUUUUGAAGAGAAAAUUUGGGGGAGACGAGAGAGUAGCUCGCUCAGCCAUAGAAAAGCACUGGAUGGAAUUGAUGACAAUUCUUACUCUCCAAGAUCGUCGACUACUCAAUGAGUUUGAAGAGAAAUUGCCCUUAAAUUUGAAGUGGAUGUGGUUGUCUCACAUAACCCACAAUGAGAAGGCGAGAUUGCCUGAAUUCUCGGAAUGGUUGGCCGGGAUUUCCAAAGUAACAGCUGACCGGCCAAAAAGUGAUAGAGAUGAACGCACAUCUACGACAAAGGAAUUCCGGAAGACGCGUCAAGUAGGUUCAGUAUCGACGAAGAAACCAUCGACUUGUAGUCGCUGCGCAGAAGCUCAUCGACUUGAGGAUUGUCCUAGUUUCAAAAAGAUGAGUACUGAUGAAAGAUUUAAAUUCGUCAGGACAAAUGGGCUUUGCAUCCGAUGUCUCAAAUCUGGACACAAAAUUCGGGAAUGCAGGAUGGUGAAACAAUGUCAAGUACCAGAAUGUACAAGGACACAUCAUUUUCUUCUGCAUGUGGAUAUAAAACCGAGUAAAGUUGUAACUUCUGAGAUAAAAAGGGAUGAAAAGGUUGAUGAUUUGGAUAAGGCAAAGCAAGUAGCUGUAUGUGGCAGCAACGAGACUUUACUGCGAAUUAUUCCUGUCACUGUCUCAAACCAUACAGGAAAAUCACUUAACAUUUUGGCGCUACUAGAUUCUGGUUCUGCCAUCACUAUGAUGCACCGGGAAGUUGCAGAGUAUUUAGAGUUGGAUGGCCCAAGCAUUGGGUUGGCCAUCGAAUGGGUUGACGGCACUGUAGUGACUGACAAAAAUGCAAAAGUUGUUGAUUUCAACAUUAAGGGUAUAUCAGAAAGAGAUAGAAAAUGGUUGAUUAAAGAUGCUUAUGUAGUAACUCAUCUUGACCUCCGACCUGCGGAGCUGGACGUUGUAAAACUUAAGAAGCAAUAUCCAUACUUGAAGUCAAUUCCUAUAACAAGCUUCAAGAAGGAGAAGCCAUUACUCAUAAUUGGCGAGGACAAUGUGAAAUUAACAGUGCCAGGUGAAGUAAUUGAAGGUAGAAGAAAUCGACAGCCGCUUGCCUGUCGCACCCAGCUCGGAUGGGUAGUGUCGGGAUCAGAUGGAUGUCGUAACCUGAAACCGGUGGUAGCAUGUGUCACCGAACGUUUAAUCAGUUUGGUGGAAAGCACGAGUUCUACAGAGAACUUUGGGGUUAUGGCUCCCACAGCACAAUCAGGAGCCCGGGCAGAUAAGAAGGCAUUGGAUUCGAUGCAGCAAACAGUGGUUCGAAAGGAGGGAAGAUUUGAAGUCGGCCUAUUGUGGAAAAAGGUGAAUUAA
Molecule: messenger RNA, 2034 nt
Organism: Phlebotomus papatasi
Lineage: Eukaryota; Metazoa; Arthropoda; Insecta; Diptera; Psychodidae
Exons: 3
Coding region: 1-2034 (677 amino acids)
Molecular function (GO): zinc ion binding; nucleic acid binding
Source: RefSeq, a predicted model, not a curated record